AGUACUUCAGUAUGUGUCUCAGAGAUAGGAACUCCAUUUUAACACAAGAUAUAUGAACCAUUUCUGUACCUUGAAAGUUUUAGUAAUUCCUUAUUAUCAGCUAAUAUCCUGAUAAUAUUCUGGUUGAUUUCUUUGAAUUAGGAUCCACACAAAGUCCACACAUUGCAAUAUUGCAUUGUGUCAUGUCCCAGAAGUCUGAUUUUAAAGUGAUUUCCCCUUCCACUUUCUUCUCUUUGUCAUUUGACAGGUUAUUUGACCCAUAAAAUUUUGUGCAUUUUGGAUAUGCUUGAUUUUAUCCUUAUGAUGUCUUUUAUCAUGUUUCCACUACCUUCUGUAUUUCCUAUGAACUGGCAGUUAGAUCUUGAGGCUUGAUCAGGUUCAAUUUGUACUUCCUAUGCAUCUCACCAGGAGAUGAGUUUGUGAUGUCACGAUUGAUUAGUGAGUUCAGGUAUUGUCAGCCAGACCUGUCCAUUAUAAUGUCUCUCAUAAGCUUUUUAAAAACAAAAACCCCAAACAAGGUAGGUAUAGAUUUUUAUCAUCACCCCUGAAAUUCCCUAAUCUGCCCCAAUUCAAUUACUUUUCUGAAAUUUUCACUAUAGUUUUUCCUGUUCAAGAACUUGUUGUAAAUAGUAUAGAAGCCAUUUUUGUAUCUGGCUUCUUUCAUUUAUUCACUUAUUUUUAUUGUAUGAAUAUGUCACAGUUUAUCCGUUUUCCCACGAAAAGCAUUAAUGAGUCAGAACUCUGAUACUGAAAGGUCACAGCGGUGAGACUCAGCUUCCAUUGGCUCCUAACGCGUUCUUCUCUCCCUUCACACCCGCCUCCAUCUCGGGCGUCUAGCCUCAGGCAGGUCAGAAGCUGGAAGCUCAAAGCUCGCCGCUAACUUUGUGGAGCAGAUGUGAUCGACAGCCAAGAUCCCUGGUGAUCAGGGCCCUCCGGAUUCCAAGUUGGUUUCGUCCAUUUCACGAAGUUCUGAAAAUGGAGCAAGUGCCCAACGUUUCCUUGCGUGAGUUAGGAGAAUUGGGUAUACCCUUCAAAGUUAGUUUAAGGUAAAAUCGUUUUAUCACAGGAACACUCGCCUCUGGUCCGGGAAGAAACUGGAACGUUGACGCGUUACCGCGCGUUUUCAAAUGUCCCUUCCAGGACGCCGUCCUUUUCCGGGUACCCUGAGUGGUGCUCGAGAGUGCGGGACUUCCGGGAGGUCUAGGAAGCCGCCCCUCUCUUUGGUAUCUCUGCAGGUGUAGACCAGAAUCCUGCGGACGGGCGAAGUGGACCGGGAGGGGCGGGGCGGGAUACAGUGGCUGCUGGCCUGAAGCAAGGUCCCUUUGGCUGCAGCUGUCUGGCCGAGAGGUGGCCGGCCAUUCAUUCCUCCAGUGUGGCUGACGAGCGAGGGCCCCUUGGGGGGUCUCUUUCGGGUUCUGUGCCCUUACCUGAAGGAGAGCCAUCCUGCACUUACCCGGGCCGCUGCCGGCCACCUCGGAGCGGAGGGCGUCCCCCUUCUUCCACCCUGUGGCUCAGGUGACCGCCGCCAUGGCUUUUCCCCAUCGACCGGACGCCCCAGAGCUGCCUGACUUCUCCAUGCUCAAGAGGCUGGCCCGAGACCAACUCAUCUACCUGCUGGAGCAGCUUCCAGGAAAGAAAGACUUGUUCAUUGAGGCAGAUCUCAUGAGCCCUUUGGAUCGAAUCGCCAAUGUCUCCAUCCUAAAGCAGCACGAAGUAGACAAGCUGUACAAAGUGGAGAAGAAGCCGGCUUUCAGCUCCAGUGAACAGUUGUGCUUCCUGGUCAGACCUCGCAUCAAGAAUAUGCGGUACAUUGCCAGUCUCGUCAAUGCUGACAAAGUGGCUGGCCGAACUCGGAAAUACAAAGUGAUCUUCAGUCCUCAGAAGUUUUACGCAUGUGAGAUGGUGCUUGAGGAAGAGGGCGUCUAUGGAGAUGUGAGCUGUGACGAAUGGGCCUUCUCUCUCUUGCCUCUUGAUGUGGAUCUGUUGAGCAUGGAACUACCAGAGUUUUUCAGGGACUACUUCUUGGAAGGAGAUCAGCGUUGGAUCAACACUCUGGCACAAGCUUUGCACCUCCUCAGCACCCUCUAUGGACCCUUCCCCAACUGCUAUGGAAUUGGCAGAUGUGCCAAGAUGUCGUAUGAACUGUGGAAGAGACUGGAAGAGGAGGAGGAUGGUGAAACCAAGGGCCGAAGGCCAGAAAUUGGACAUAUCUUUCUCUUGGACAGAGACAUGGACUUUGUGACGGCACUUUGCUCCCAGGUGGUUUAUGAGGGCCUGGUGGAUGACACUUUCCGCAUCAAGUGUGGGAGUGUUGACUUUGGCCCAGAAGUCACAUCCUCUGACAAGAGCCUGAAGGUGCUGCUCAAUGCCGAGGACAAGGUGUUUAAUGAGAUUCGGAACGAGCACUUCUCCAAUGUCUUCGGCUUCCUGAGCCAGAAGGCCCGGAACCUGCAGGCCCAGUAUGACCGCCGGAGAGGCAUGGACAUCAAGCAGAUGAAGAACUUCGUGUCUCAGGAGCUCAAGGGACUGAAACAGGAGCACCGCCUGCUGAGCCUCCAUAUCGGGGCCUGUGAAUCCAUCAUGAAGAAGAAAACCAAGCAGGACUUCCAGGAGCUCAUCAAGACUGAGCAUGCGCUACUGGAGGGGUUCAACAUCCGGGAGAGCACCAACUACAUUGAAGAGCACAUCGACCGGCAGGUGUCACCCAUAGAAAGCCUCCGUCUUAUGUGCCUUUUGUCCAUCACGGAGAAUGGUUUGAUCCCCAAGGAUUACCGAUCCCUGAAAACCCAGUACCUGCAGAGCUAUGGCCCCGAGCACCUGCUGACCUUCUCCAACCUGCGGCGAGCUGGGCUCCUAACAGAGCAGGCCCCGGGAGACACCCUCACAGCCGUGGAGAGUAAAGUGAGCAAGCUGGUGACGGACAAGGCCGCAGGAAAGAUUACUGAUGCCUUCAGUUCCCUGGCCAAGAGAAGCAAUUUCCGAGCCAUCAGCAAGAAGCUGAACUUGAUCCCACGCGUGGAUGGCGAGUAUGACCUGAAAGUGCCGCGUGACAUGGCGUACGUGUUCAGCGGUGCGUACGUGCCCCUCAGCUGCAGAAUCAUCGAGCAGGUGCUAGAGCGACGGGGCUGGCAGGGCCUGGACGAAGUGGUGCGGCUGCUCAACUGCAGUGAGCUGGCCUUCACAGACAUGACCAAGGAUGACAAGGCCUCCAGCGAGUCCCUGCGUCUCAUCUUGGUGGUGUUCUUGGGUGGCUGCACGUUCUCUGAGAUCUCAGCCCUCCGGUUCCUGGGCAGAGAGAAAGGGUACAGGUUCAUUUUUCUGACAACAGCAGUCACCAACAGUGCCCGCCUCAUGGAGGCCAUGAGUGAGGUGAAAGCCUGAAGUUUUCCCUGCCAGUGUUGAUGUCUUCCCGGGACGUGUUCCUCAGUGGGAUGCAGGAGUCUGACUCCCAGCUGCUAAGAAAAUGUCUACCAACUACCCUCCUAAGAGCUGGGGAGCAGGGAACUUACUUAGGAUCUAGAGAACCUAUCUGAGGAGAGAGUUCACCUUCUUCCCCCAGGAAGUUUCUUUUUUGUUUAUGAAGUACAGCCCCUGCUAGUAAGAUAAGGAGGAUCUUUUGCUAAAUCCUCUUUGAGUAUCAUUGUAAAUAAAGCCUCUACUCUCAACGUAUCAUGUUUAGUUCUGGACAGGCACUUCCACAGUUUAUUGGGGGGAGGUGGAAGGGGCUGUAUAUAGCAGAUUAGUGUGCCCCGCGGCUGGGACUGGGUAGUUGCUCUGGGCCUGGUCUGUGUCUUCCUUGAAACUUGUGCUGUAAUUCACUUUCCUCAGUCAUAAAACAGGGAUUAGAUGAUCAGUAAGCACCCUUCCAAUUCUAAAAUUCUGUGAUUCAUUGUAUUUUAGGAAAAAUGAAUUUGCGAGGCACUUGAA
This is a messenger RNA of Odocoileus virginianus texanus, 3927 nucleotides long. The record is from RefSeq and is a predicted model, not a curated record. NCBI's taxonomy places the organism in Eukaryota, Metazoa, Chordata, Mammalia, Artiodactyla, Cervidae.